AUGCAAGCUAGCGCGGUAUUCAUCAGUGCCACUUUUGAGGAGAUUCUAGACGAUUUAUCGAGUCGUUUCAUUAUCAACGUCCCCGAGGCAGAGCUUUCAUCUGUCGAGCGUAUUUGUUUUCAAGUAGAACAAGCGCAUUGGUUUUACGAAGAUUUCAUCAGAGAGCUUCGACCAGAAUUGCCUUCGUUUCAGCUCAAGACAUUUUCUGCGAGAAAUAUCCUUUUUAAAUGA
Mucor velutinosus is the source of this 231-nucleotide messenger RNA. RefSeq lists its product as uncharacterized. Lineage: Eukaryota; Fungi; Mucoromycota; Mucoromycetes; Mucorales; Mucoraceae. The record is from RefSeq and is a predicted model, not a curated record. The coding region runs from base 1 to 231 and encodes 76 amino acids. The transcript has 2 exons. Gene Ontology annotation, cellular component: cytoplasm; P-body. Gene Ontology annotation, biological process: deadenylation-dependent decapping of nuclear-transcribed mRNA. Gene Ontology annotation, molecular function: RNA binding; manganese ion binding; hydrolase activity.